This is a messenger RNA of Heteronotia binoei (common prickly gecko), 3809 nucleotides long. RefSeq names its product solute carrier family 38 member 4 (gene SLC38A4). The transcript has 16 exons. The record is from RefSeq and is a predicted model, not a curated record. Gene Ontology annotation, molecular function: amino acid transmembrane transporter activity. Gene Ontology annotation, biological process: amino acid transmembrane transport. Bases 256 to 1899 code for a protein of 547 amino acids. Lineage: Eukaryota; Metazoa; Chordata; Lepidosauria; Squamata; Gekkonidae.
GAUACACUCCCAUUUGCCUUUAAAACACUGUCCAGCUGAGGAAAUUCUUAUAUGAAGAAACUCUGAGAGGCAGGUGCAAUAUUUUAAAUAAAUGAGCCAUAACUUAGUGUAAACAAAGAAAGGAAGAAACUUCGAGAACAGAGUGUUCUGAUAGUCAACAUAUUGUGGUGGCAGAACCUUUAAAGCAGAAAGUACAGUUCUGUUGACACUGAAGACGCCUCGGGGUGUGUAUAGUGAAAAUUGCUGACAGCUCAAAUGGAUCGCAUGGAGCUGCACAAAAUCAACAUAGAACUUGAUGAGGAGAGCAGCAGUGGAGAAAGCACUGAAGACAACUACACUGAGAUGGGGGAUCCAGAAAAGGCCACUAUUAGCAGUCAGUUUGUUGGUGAUGAAUCAGAAAGUCAGAAGUUCCUUACCAAUGGAUUUCUUGGUAAAAAGAAAUUGGAAGACUAUAAGGAUGAAUAUCACCCAGGAGAUACUUCAUUUGGAAUGUCUGCAUUUAACCUGAGUAAUGCCAUCAUGGGCAGUGGUAUCUUAGGACUUUCCUAUGCCAUGGCAAAUACUGGAAUCAUACUUUUUAUAGUUUUACUGUUCAGUGUGGCCAUAAUGUCUCUGUAUUCAGUUCACCUGUUACUGAAGACAGCUAAGGAAGGAGGCUCACUAAUAUAUGAAAAAUUAGGUGAAAAGGCAUUUGGAUGGCCUGGAAAACUUUGCGCUUUUGUUUCUCUUACAAUGCAGAACAUUGGAGCAAUGUCAAGUUACCUCUUUAUUAUUAAAUAUGAACUCCCGGAAGUAAUCAGAUCAUUUCUGGGGCUUCAAGAAAAUUCUGGGGAAUGGUAUCUAAAUGGCAACUACCUCGUGAUAUUUGUGAGCAUUGCAGUUAUUCUACCACUUUCACUUCUAAAAAAUUUAGGGUACCUUGGUUAUACGAGUGGAUUUUCACUCACUUGCAUGGUGUUCUUUUUGAGUGUGGUAAUCUACAAGAAGUUUCAAAUACCUUGUCCUCUUCCUGUCUUGGACAAUGAUCUUGGCAACUGGUCCUACAAUAACACCACAAUUCCGAUACACAUAAUGAUGUUACCAAAUGAUUCCGCUAAUUCAGGAGUCAAUUUUAUGAUGGAAAGCACCCAUUUGCAUUAUUCAAGUUUUGAAGAAACCAAAGAUCAGCAUCAAAGUGGAGUUCAAUAUGAAGCUCACAGUGAGGACAGUGACAAGUGUCAAGCCAAGUAUUUUGUGUUUAACUCACGGACUGCCUACACAAUACCAAUCCUGGCAUUUGCAUUUGUGUGCCACCCUGAAGUUCUACCCAUAUACAGUGAACUGAAAAACCGAUCACGGAAACGGAUGCAAAAUGUUUCCAAUGUCUCCAUCACUGGGAUGCUUGUCAUGUAUCUACUAGCUGCUCUGUUUGGCUAUCUUACCUUUUAUGGGGAAGUUGAAGAUGAGCUACUUCAUACAUAUACCAGAGUGUACACUUUUGACACUCUGCUCUUGAUGGUGCGCUUUGCAGUGCUUGUGGCUGUGACACUGACUGUGCCGAUAGUCCUGUUCCCUAUUCGAACAUCAGUUUCUACACUUUUGUUCUCAAAAAGGCCUUUCAGUUGGAUAAGACAUUUUCUGAUUGCUGCAGUAAUCCUCGCACUUAACAACCUCUUAGUAAUUUUUGUGCCUACUAUUAAAGACAUCUUUGGAUUCAUAGGUGCUUCUGCUGCCACAAUGCUGAUUUUUAUUCUUCCUGCUGCCUUCUACCUUCGUAUUGUCAAAAAAGAACCUUUGAGGUCACCUCAGAAGAUUGGAGCUUUGAUGUUCCUUAUUGUUGGCAUCAUCUUUAUGAUUGGGAGCAUGACCCUCAUUAUGCUGGACUGGGUGUACAACUCUCCCAGUUCCAAACCCCAUUAAACUGGAGAAGAGAAAGGGGCCUGUAUUUUCCUACUCAAAAUGGUCAACUGCCAUCAUUUCUACACACAGAGGAAAAGACUUUUGACCACAUAGAUGGGGACAGUACUUCUAGUCAAUAACUAGAAGAUUCCAAAGACUUUACUAGUAAUGCUACUAGGAACCUAUGGAAUAUUAAAGCACCCUUUUAUAAGGGUGAAUUAUUUAUGUAUCAAAACCUGUGCCGUGCUUUUCUGGCCCAGGCGAAAAUGACAAAAAUGUGUGCUGGAGGAUGCACAGAGUUCAUAGUGUACAUAGUACUCACAACUGUUACUGUUAUUGAUAACCAGCAUUUCUAGAAUACUGGAAGGCAAUGCAGAAGUAUGAGAGUUAACUUAGUGACUCUUAAAACUAAGACAGCAAAGCUGGAAUGUUUAUAAGUUAUUCAAAAGCUGAGAUUAUCAAACUCUCAAGAGUAACUGCCAAACUUAAGAGAGUAUAUAUGUAUGUAUAGUGUAUAUACAUGGACACAGAAGAGCAAACAAAAUAAAAAUUGUUGUUUAAAAUAGUUGUCCAUGAAGUCAGCAAGUACAAUCAAGUCAGGCUUUGCUCAUAAGCUGCACAUGCCAACUUUGGUAAGCAUUUUACUCAUUAAGCAAUAAGUUAUAUUAAUCAAAGUAUCACCACAGGAAUGCUCAGCAUUAGAGUUGCGCUGAUAAAUUCUUUAGUGAUACCUCCUUAUACCUCCUUUCAAACAUAUGUUUUUGUCUCUUACAAAACUGGCCACCGUUGAUUUCUGCAGAACUUAUGAGCCUUCUAUAGCCGGAAGAAUUAUCAAAAAAUGUGGCCAUAUCCCUAACAUGAUGGUUCUCAUUAGAAGCACCACAUUUAAGAGAUAGAAGAUGACUCUGGGGCCAGGCAUUCAGUAAUGCUGGUUUGGUAGUUAUCAAAAUGCACUUUUUAUCCUAUCUGUAGCAUUCAAAGCCACAUUAGUGCACUUGGUGGUAAAGCUGCAGUACUGCAGUCGGAGCCCUCUGCUCAUGACCUGAGUUCGAUCCCGGCGGAAGCUGAGUUCAGGUAGCCAGCUCAAGGUUGACUCAGCCUUCCUUCCUUCCGAGGUCAGUAAAAUGACUACCCAGCUUGCUGGGGGGAAAGUGUAGAUGACUGGGGAAGGCAAUGGCAAACCACCCCGUAAAAAGUCUGCCAUGAAAACAUCAUGAUGCGACAUCACCCCAGAGUCGGAAACGAUUGGUGCUUGCACAGGGGACUACCUUUACCAUUUUUUAUUGCUCUCAAGUGCUGCCUGAUCACCACUCUAGUUGUAAAAUUUAUAAGCAUUUAUAAGGGGGGGUGAUCAUGCUGAGAGCCUCUAUGAUUUGUUAAGCACUUCUAACCAUGAUGGCCUGGCUGAAUAGGACUCGCCUUGUCACAAAAAGACUAUUUCCGGUGAGUAUCAUCAUGUCAUGUCUAUGCCAGCCUAACCUGUUUUGAUUUAAAAUAUUGAACAAGCACUAUCUAAGCCUGCAAUGCGUCUUCCAUUAUGACUCAAAUAGAUGUAAGGAGAACAUAGGGAAUGUGAAAGCACCCUAACCAGUAUUGUCCAAUGCAUUUUAUUUCAUAAAUGUUCAGUGCGGGAAACUGUAAUCAUUGCUUUAUAUGUACUAUAUAAAUAUUUAUGUAUAUAAUCUUUUCUCUAUCAGAAUUUUCAUAUAUGAUACAAUGUUUUUGAUUUUUAUAUCUCUAUUUGUGUAGUUGUUGUUUGUUUUCAUAGACAUAAACUUUAUACCCAUUUUGAAGUGGGGAGGAGUUACUUUGAUAGAGUCCUAAAAGCUUGACUAUACAUGUCAGUGCUUGAAAUUUGUUAUCUGACUAUACCAAGACAGUCCAGUAUUACAAAAAAAUUGGUUACAAUAAACUUCAAGAAUUCAGGGUUA